AUGGACCUUUCACCAGACGAAGAAAACUUCCAAGGCCGGCUCCUGCAUCAGGCGGCUCUGUGGGAUAACCUGGACCUCCUACAGGAGCUGGUGGCGGGCGGCGCGGAGGUGGACGCGCGCGACCAGCACUUGCGGAGUGCACUGCACGCCGCCGCCCUCGGCGAGCGCAGCCAGUGCUUGCGUGCACUGUGCGCUGCGGGUGCUGACGUGGACGCCAGGUCCGACCAUGAGACUGGUGGAAAGACAGCACUCCACAUAGCAGCAGAGCGUGGUCAUGUGGAGAAUAUCAAAGCUCUCCUGGCGGCGGGGGCUGACCUCUCCAUCUUGACGGCCGACGGUGACACGGCGGUGGCUCUGGCCGAGCGUGGGCGACACCGACACGCCGCACUCGCCCUUAGAGAAGCUAAAGGUAUAACUCACAAACCAACCCCCUCCCCCCACUCCCCCGCGCCCGCCGGC
Brenthis ino (lesser marbled fritillary) is the source of this 459-nucleotide messenger RNA. NCBI's taxonomy places the organism in Eukaryota, Metazoa, Arthropoda, Insecta, Lepidoptera, Nymphalidae. The record is from the annotation of a GenBank genome assembly.